UCAACAACACAGCUCCAAAAUCCAGCAUCACCACCUUUCAAGUAACGCUCACGAUAAUCGCUAAGCUCAUGCCGAUUGUGGCCGUGUCUGGGAAAUCACGCCGGAAGAUUCGAUUUCCACAAAGUGGGCAUCUGGCAGCAUCAUCAGACCAUCGCGGGGAAGCUUCAGAAACACGGAAAAUCAACAAGACAUUAAUCACCACCCACAACACCACAAAGAUCAUGCCUAAUGAGCCCUCGAAAGAAUACAAUAUCCCACCACUAUUCACAAAUCCACCCCUUCUCCGAGACGCCUUACAAACAAAAACAAGCCAAGAUCAAGACGAGACUAUUGAAAAAUGUCUCCCAUUCCUCACAGGCCGCGGCAGCACAUUGAAGGAUAAUCUGAACAAAUUCGGAUUAUCGCAUUUGUUAAAAGAUGAACAUAUUGAGUAUCUCUAUGAUUCGCUCGAGCUAUAUCCCGCGGGAUUUGUGGCGAUGGAUUCGAGUCGGCCUUGGAUGUCUUAUUGGGCACUUGCUGGGUUGACCCUGUUGGGGGAGGAUGUGAGUAAAUUUCGAGAGCGGGUGGUAGCUACGUUUAAGGCUGCACAGAAUCCUACUGGUGGUUUUGGAGGAGGUCAUGGUCAGAUGUCGCAUUUGGCAUCUACUUUUCCUGCUGUCCUAAGCUUAGCGUUGGUUGGGGGUGAGGAAGCAUAUAAGGUGGUUGAUCGCAGAGCAAUGUGGUCAUGGCUAGGACAAUUGAAGCAGCCUGAUGGAGGGUUCCAAUUGGUCAUAGAUGGGGAAGAAGAUGUGCGUGGUGCCUAUUGCGCAAUGGUGACUAUAUCCCUGCUAAACCUACCCCUGGAAUUACCGCCGGAAGCUGAAGCGCGCAAAUACGGGCUCCGGACAUUCUUGGACGGUCUUCCAGAGUAUCUGUCCCGAUGUCAAACCUAUGAAGGCGGAUUGUCCGGAAAGCCAGGGGCUGCAGAGGCCCACGGUGCAUAUGCAUUCUGCGUGUUGGCCUGUUUGUGUAUCAUGGGUCAGCCAAAGGAUAUGAUAACGAGAUAUAUGGAUAUCCCUCUUUUAGUGUCAUGGUUAUCAGCUCGACAAUAUGCACCUGAAGGCGGCUUUUCAGGGCGUACCAACAAACUUGUCGACGGCUGUUACAGUCACUGGGUAGGCGAUUGUUGGCCAUUAGUACAGUCGGCAUUGAACGGGCCGCAUGGUGAGGGAGAUGCUAUUCCAGAAGUGCCUCAAUACUUGUUUAGUCGCGAAGGUCUUGCUCGGUAUAUUAUGAAUUGCUGUCAAAAUAAGAAUGGAGGUCUUCGCGACAAGCCAGGAAAGCAUCCCGACUCAUAUCAUUCAUGUUAUACCCUGACCGGACUGAGCACGAUCCAAUACUACCAUUACCAAACCGAGCAGGAACCGACCUCAUCACGCAUAGGGGGUAUAUUCUCCUCAUCAUUCUCAUGGAAGAGUGUACCUGCCAAGAUCGCUAUGGAAGCAGAUGGCCAGAACGACAAGGACAUUAUAGAUGACUGCGAUCGACUCGUGGCGUUCCACCCGAUAUAUACGAUUGCGCAUAAGAAUGCAGAAGCGUUACGGAGGUGGUGUGAGGAGAGGCCUAUUUAGGGGUAUUAUCCUGGAAAGAGUGGUAUUGUAUAAAUGAUAACUAUAUACCAACUCUGCACUGUUUAUUGGAUCCGGCCAAGAGAGACUACCUUGACAAUUGCCAACAGUCUCUAUGUAUAUAGUCUAGCCGCCUCUUUACCUAAUCGGUACACUUGGACAGGAG
Messenger RNA from Talaromyces stipitatus ATCC 10500, 1773 nucleotides. RefSeq names its product CaaX farnesyltransferase beta subunit Ram1. Gene Ontology annotation, biological process: protein farnesylation. Gene Ontology annotation, cellular component: protein farnesyltransferase complex. Bases 69 to 1610 code for a protein of 513 amino acids. The record is from RefSeq and is a predicted model, not a curated record. The transcript is spliced from 7 exons. NCBI's taxonomy places the organism in Eukaryota, Fungi, Ascomycota, Eurotiomycetes, Eurotiales, Trichocomaceae. Gene Ontology annotation, molecular function: protein farnesyltransferase activity.